GCUGGAACCCUGACUGGGAUCUUUUUGGGAUUAAUACAUGUGAUUUUAACAGGAAAACAUGAGCAAAACAAAGAAUAAAAGUGAAAAUAAGACAGAAAAGGCUUUGGCUGCGGAGAAGGAACAGUUUGGUAAACAACAGCUUCAAUGCAUCAGUAAAACUGUCAGCACUGCUGAGGUGCCACCAAAAGAGAAGUAUGUGCGCACUAUCAUCUUGGGAACUCACAAAGAAGGUGGAGCCACCACCUUCUGGUCCUACAUUGUGAACCUGCCUCUGUCCAGCAACUCCAUGGUCAGCUGGAAGGUUUGCUAUCUGGUGCACAAAGUUCUCAGGGAUGGACACAAAAAUGCUGUUGUAGAUUCUCACAGACACAGUCGAACUAUACGAGACAUGGGGGUGCUGUGGGGAAACUUGCAUGAUCGAUAUGGUCACAUUGUUGCUUUGGCUGCCAAAUUCCUUCACCUCAAAAUGGAGUUUCAUGCAAAGCACAAGGUGAUCCCAGGUAACCUGGAGGCCAGCGAUGAGACUUUGGAGAGGGAAGCAGGAACUGACAUGACCAAAGUGUUAGACAUGACACAGGAGCUGCUGGAUUAUUUGGAUGCUGGACUGAAGAUGGCUGAGACGGUUCUGCGUCAGCUGGAUGCAAACGGAGCCAAAUCUACCACCUCGGCUGGAAAGUGCAGACUGACUCCUCUUAUACCCCUCAUACUGGACUGCAGCUUCCUCUACCAUUUCUCAGUCCGACUACUGUUCAAGCUUCACAGCCGUAUUGCUCCAGAAGUUCUUCUGGGACAUCGAGAGAGAUUCCGCGACCUCUUCAUGAGCCUCACACAGUUCUUCAACAGAGCCAGAGAGAUGGAGUUCUUUAAAAGCGUCAUCCAGAUUCCCGACCUCCCAGAUGGUCCUCCAAACUUCCUCCGAGCUGCUGCCUUGGCUGAGUACAAAAAGCCGGUGGUGGUGAUUCCCACCGAGGACCAGCAGGAGGACGAAGAAGUGGAGCCACAGCCGGAGUUUAGAGAAGCGCCUCAGGUCCCACAGUACUAUUUGCUCAGUCAGAUGGCGACACCCGAAGCUCAGCUGGAGCAGAAAGAAACUGCCAACGAGAGUUUGAAGAGGGAGCUGGAGGUCCUGAAACCAGAGCUACAACUUAUCAAGAGUGAGGCUCAGAGAUGCGUUACGGAGUUAAAAGCUCAGGUCAACCAUCUGGAAGCUGAAGUCGAGGAGCAGCGCACCCACAAGCAGAUGGCGAUGGUUGAAAACGAAAACCUGCGGAUGGAGGUGGAGGCUUUACGCAACGCUAACGUGGCCAAUGUCGGGGCUCAGAUUGGAUACAAGGAGGCCGACAGUCGAGCUCAGGCUGCAGAGCUUCGAUUUACUCAACUAAAAGAGAGACACGCGGAGCUGGUUACCAGUCACGCCGGCCUGAUGAAGAAGAAUGCAGAAACAGUGAGGAUGCUGUCGAACACAAAACAAGAUCAGGAGGAUUUACUGAGGGUCAAACAGCAGCUUCAAACUGAGCUGGAAAAUUUACGACAGGAGCAAAGAGCGAUGACGAAUCAGCAGCAGCAGGAGAUCAGCCGUCUGAAUAACGAGCUGCUGGAACAAAGCGCACAGCUGGCCCUGCUUCACAGCUCUCUGGAGGAUAAAGAGAAGGAGGGGUCUCAGGUGAGCAGCAGCCUGGCGGCUCUGCAGGCAGAGCGAGACGUGCUGCUUCGCUCUGCACGAGAGAAAGAGGCCGAGCUUUCCUCUCUGAAACAACAGCUGCAGCACCAGCAGAGCUCUCUGGACCUGGAGAGAGACCGAGCCAACCGAGAACUGGAGGCCCUGAGAGCUCAGCUACAGCAGCAGCUUGCCAUCAACGCAGAGCAGAAGCUGGAGAUCGACAGGCUGAGACGAGAGCUGGACUCUACACGAGCAGAGCUGACGCGAGCAAACAACAUGCUGCAAAGCAAAGAAAUGAGUGGAACUCACAUGAGCAGCACCGUGGCGGCGCUGCAGGCGGAGAAGGACAUGUUGCUCCGGUCGGUUCGGGAACACGAGGCCGAGCUGAACUCCCUCAGACAGCAAGCUCAGCUCCAGCAGAGCUCCCUGGAGCAGGAGAGGCAGAGGAGCAGCAUGGAGCUGGGAAACCUGCACUCCCAGCUUCACCAGCAGGCCUGUCGGGAAGGAGAGCUGGCCCAGAAGCUGCAGGACGAGCAGUUCUGUCUGCUGCAGUGUGCCGUGGUGGAAGCUGAGGGCAUCAUACUGGAUGCCGUGGCCAAGCUGGACGACCCCAUACAUGUCCGCUGCAUCAGCUCCCCAGAUUAUUUGGUGAACCGAGCUGAAAUUACUCUGAGUUCCAUAGACAAGAUGCAGCAGAGCCACCUGGUCUACCUGGGAAACAGGAGUGAUGCCAGCGGUUUGUUGAGAGCUGUCACACAGUUUUCCCACCUCGCUGCAGACACCAUUGUCAACGCAGCAGCGACGUCACACUCGGCUCCCACAGAUCAGGCCGACAGUUUGACUGACAGCUGUCGGGACUGCGCGAAUCACAGCCUUCAGUUCCUGAAGGAUCUGAAGUUUCAGGCCAGUUUACAGAGAGCAGACCCGUCUGCAGUUCGCUACACCGUCCAGCGCCUGCUUGCUAUGGGACAGGAUCUGCGUCCAAAAGGGCAGGACGUGCUGAAAGAAGAGCUGGGAAACAUGGUGGAUAAAGAGAUGGUCGCUACAUCGACUGCCAUUGAAGAGGCUGUUCUUCGAAUGGAUGAAAUUCUGAACCAGGCAAAGAAGGACACCACUGGUUUAAAGCUGGAGGUCAACCAGAGUAUCCUGGGGUCCUGUUCAGACCUGAUGAGGGCUGUUCACAUGCUGGUGACUGCCUCCACCGACCUACAGAAAGACAUCGUAGAAAGUGGCAGGGGAGCUGCAUCUAUUACAGAUUUUUAUGCCAAAAACUCUCGCUGGACUGAAGGACUCAUCUCUGCUUCCAAAGCUGUGGGCUGGGGCGCCACUCAGCUACUAGACUCAGCUGAUCGGGUUGUGGGUGAAAAUGGUACAUAUGAGGAGCUGAUUGCCUGUUCGCAUGAGAUCGCUGCAAGCACUGCCCAGCUAGUUGCUGCCUCCAAGGUCAAGGCCGACCGCAGCAACAAGAAACUGUACACGCUGCAGCAGGCCUCACGGCAUGUGAACGACAUGGCUGCCGUGGUCGUCACCUCCACCAAACACGGGCAGCAGCAGAUAUCUGACCACGGAGUGAUGGACUUCUCUGGCAUGUCUCUGAUCAAACUGAAGAAGGAGGAAAUGGAAGCUCAGGUGAAGGUGCUGCAGCUCGAGAGCCAGCUGGAGCAGGAGCGAGUCCGCCUGGGGGAGCUGAGGAAGCGGCACUAUGACCUGGGGGCCACCGAGAGCAACCCUGGCGGAGAUGAUGCAGCUGACAGCUUCCCGCCGCCGCCACCACCGUCUCUGCUUGACUCCACCCCAGUACCUCCAUCCUUCUCUCAGACACAGCCCUAUGCAAACACCCAGAGCCUCUCACAGAUCGCUGCGUUUGCACCGGCUAAAACACAGUCCUUCUCUCUGCCGCAGACUUACACACCAACACAGGCGUACACGCCAUCUCAAACAUACACAUCUCCCCAAAACUACACGCCAUCUCAAACAUACACAUCUCCCCAAAACUACACGCCAUCUCAAACAUACACAUCUCCCCAAAACUACACGCCAUCUCAGAGUUACAUUCCCUCACAGUCCUACGUCCCGCCUCAGCCGUUCGUUCCGUCUCAGCCGUACACAAACCCAGCACAGAGCUACUUACAGCCUCAGUCUUACUCACUGUCACAACCAUCGUCACUCUCAUCCAGCAUCCAGCAGCCUAAAGCAGCUUCUCAGACGUCCCACCAGAACACCAACUCCACCAAACCUUCCUUAAGGAAACCAAACAUCUUCACUAAGUCUGGCAACCUGCUGAAGAAUGCAUUCAAACGAGGGGAAACUGGAGCAGGGGAGUCAUGAGGCUGACUGGGGAAGAGGAAGCGGCUUCAUUAUUAAAGCACCUCAGAAACACUGUCCUGUAUAAUAACAAUGAUUUUUAAUCAUAAUGAAUCUGAACAAAAACAAAAAACAAAAAAAAAAACAGCUUUAAUCUGAACUACACUUGCAAAUUUAAUGACUAUUUAAUAUUUUGUCUUCUGUAUAAUCCAAGUGAUUCAUUAAAAUUCUUGAUUGAGUUAAAGCUUCUGUGCAGGAUGAAUGUUGAUAAUGCUAUUGUAAUAAACUCUUAUUAUAACAUAAUACAACUUAAUUAUAAUAUGAACAUGUUAGUGGAUUGAUGAAUAUAAUUAAACUGCAGUUUUAAACCAA
Molecule: messenger RNA, 4336 nt
Organism: Melanotaenia boesemani (Boeseman's rainbowfish)
Lineage: Eukaryota; Metazoa; Chordata; Actinopteri; Atheriniformes; Melanotaeniidae
Product: huntingtin-interacting protein 1-related protein-like
Exons: 34
Coding region: 59-3988 (1309 amino acids)
Biological process (GO): actin filament organization; endocytosis; clathrin coat assembly
Cellular component (GO): clathrin-coated vesicle; actin cortical patch
Molecular function (GO): clathrin light chain binding; phosphatidylinositol-3,5-bisphosphate binding; actin filament binding
Source: RefSeq, a predicted model, not a curated record